UUGUGCAUUUUGUUUAUAAAAUAUGAAGAGAUAUAAGCAGAAACUGCGAGAAGUCUGGCUGCAAAUGCCAGAGUUCAGGCCAUGGUUACGACGAGAUCCCGAGGACUCAUACAGAGCGCGUUGUCGUUUUUGCAAGUGUGGGGUAAACACAAAAAUAUGUGACUUGCGCGCUCAUGCGCUCACAAAGAAGCACCAAAAAAUGAAUGCCGCAGUUGAAACCAAAAGAAAUGACUCGAGCAAUGACGACUCUGCAUCUAUGGACCACAACACAGACUAUAGGACCAGCAAAGCGACAGCAGCCAAACGCUAUAGAAGCCACGCUGAUGAUAACAAAAACAAUAUGAAAUUGGCACCAGUUAAAACGGAAAAGAGAGGCAGCAAUGGACCCGAUUAUGAGGCCAUUAUUGAAAGUCUGGCGUUAUACGAACCGGAACAGAUAAUGUUCUCCAAUGGGUCGACCACACAGUCGGACGAUCAAAUCGAACAUCCUGUACCCACAGUAAACAUAGACGAAGAGAGCAUCACCAAUGCUGUUACCGUUGCCGUCAAGAACCUUAAGGAUUCACCACAAAUAUUUGGUGACUUUGUUGCUGAUCGACUGAGGCAAUUAUCGGUCAAAACAUCGGAACUAACCAAGGACAAGAUUAUGCAGGUUCUUCUAGAAGCUGCUGCAUUAGACAGAUCAAACAAUUGCAACUGACACGGAUUACUUUCCAAUUCGAUAUGAAAUAAUUCAAAUAAAUCUCACAAUCAGCCUUAA
Messenger RNA from Drosophila novamexicana, 760 nucleotides. RefSeq lists its product as uncharacterized. The transcript has 2 exons. Lineage: Eukaryota; Metazoa; Arthropoda; Insecta; Diptera; Drosophilidae. The record is from RefSeq and is a predicted model, not a curated record. The coding region runs from base 23 to 700 and encodes 225 amino acids.